Anopheles marshallii is the source of this 489-nucleotide messenger RNA. RefSeq lists its product as uncharacterized. The transcript is spliced from 2 exons. The record is from RefSeq and is a predicted model, not a curated record. NCBI's taxonomy places the organism in Eukaryota, Metazoa, Arthropoda, Insecta, Diptera, Culicidae. Bases 1 to 489 code for a protein of 162 amino acids.
AUGAGUUUCCUAAAGUGUAAAUGUGGCUGCGACAAGCUCAGCAAAGAAGAGCUGAAGGCAGUAAUGUGUUCAUGCGAUAGAAUACAAGAUUUCUUAAAGAAUCCAACCGCCCGACAGAUGUUUCGAAGUGAGUUUUCUAGAGAUGGGCCCGACAGUUACGCAUCGCAACCAUCCGGUUCUCAGAACCGUCCGGUGGGACGCACUCCCAUGCUAAAUGCCAUCAAAUAUCUGGAUUGCAUCGAGGAAGCUGACAGGUUGCUUCGUGCGAAUGAUUUGAGCGAUGAAGAGGUUCAAGACUUUGCUGAUCGAGUCCCAGCUCGGGAGUUGAGUGAUCAACUGUACGACAGUACUAGCACGAAUCGUGCAGAAGCACUGGAAGCAAUCGUGACGGAGUAUUGGAAUCGCCUUAAGGCAACGGAGCAGUACACAAAAUUUUUGGAAAAAUUGAAAACGGCAUACGAGGGAAAAACUAGCAUCAGAAAACAAUAA